This is a messenger RNA of Tilletiopsis washingtonensis, 1485 nucleotides long. RefSeq names its product putative ariadne-1 protein. The transcript is spliced from 6 exons. Gene Ontology annotation, cellular component: cytoplasm; ubiquitin ligase complex. Bases 1 to 1485 code for a protein of 494 amino acids. Gene Ontology annotation, molecular function: ubiquitin conjugating enzyme binding; ubiquitin protein ligase activity; zinc ion binding. Gene Ontology annotation, biological process: protein polyubiquitination; positive regulation of proteasomal ubiquitin-dependent protein catabolic process; ubiquitin-dependent protein catabolic process. The record is from RefSeq and is a predicted model, not a curated record. Lineage: Eukaryota; Fungi; Basidiomycota; Exobasidiomycetes; Entylomatales.
AUGACCGCCGACGCCGAGGCGUGGGAGGAGCGCCACCGCGGCGUCGAGUACAGCGUGCUCGGCCCCGCGGAGCUGGAGGAGAAGCAGCUGCGCGAGCGGCGCGACGUGGCAAGCAUGUUCGAGAUCCAGGAGACAGAUGCCUCGACUCUGCUGCGCUACUUUUCCUGGAACAAGGAGCGCCUGAUCGAGUCGUUCAUGGAGCGGCCGGAGCACUACUCUGCCGUCGCUGGGCUCUCCACGUCUUCGCGGCCGUCUGCAGUCCAGACGCUGCACCCGCCGACGGACUUUACCUGCGAAGUCUGCUUCUCCUCGAUCGAAGAUGCCGGUGGCGCGAGCAGCAGCAGCAGCAAGGGCAAAGGGAAGAGCCGCGGGCCGGGCAUGGAGACGCUCGCGCUCUCGUGCGGUCACCGCUUCUGCACGGCGUGCUACGCCGCGUAUCUGCAGCAGAAGGUGGAGAACGAGGGCGAGAGCAGACGCAUCCAAUGCCUCAUGGAGGGCUGCGGCAUGAUCGUCGACGAGAACACGGCAAAGCUCGUGCUGCAGGGCGCCACACUUGAGCGAUACACACACCUGCUCUCUCGCACCUACGUCGACGACGCGCCCACGCUGCGCUGGUGUCCCUCGCCCGGGUGCGAGAACGCCGUGUCGGCGGCGGUGCCGGCCAAGGCGCUGCGCUCCCUGGUGCCGACGGUGCGCUGCGCGUGUGGCACGGAGUUCUGCUUUGGCUGUGCCGAGGCGCCGGGCCACGAGCCGGCGAUCUGCAAGGUCGCAGGCCUGUGGCUGCGCAAGUGCCGCGACGACAGCGAGACGGCCAACUGGAUCAGCGCCAACACAAAGGAGUGCCCCAAGUGCAACUCGACGAUCGAGAAGAACGGCGGCUGCAACCACAUGACGUGCCGCAAGUGCAAGUACGAGUGGUGCUGGAUCUGCGCGGGCCCGUGGUCGGAGCACGGCAACAGCUGGUACAACUGCAAUCGCUUCGACGAGAAGAGCGGCACCGAGGCUCGCAGCGACCAGGCCAAGUCGCGUGCGCAGCUGGAGCGCUACCUGCAUUACUUCAACCGCUACGCAAACCACGAGCAGUCGGCGCGCCUCGACCGCGACCUCUACGCACGCACGGAGAAGAAGAUGGAGGAGAUGCAGCUCUCGUCGCAGCUGACGUGGAUCGAGGUGCAGUUCCUGCGCAAGGCCGUCGACACACUCUCGGCGUGCCGCGCCACGCUCAAGUGGACGUACUGCAUGGCCUUCUACCUCGAGCGCGACAACAUGACGGAGCUCUUCGAGGACAACCAGAGAGACCUGGAGCGCGCCGUCGAGGACCUCUCCGAGCAGCUCGAGAAGCCCAUCACCAAGGAGACGAUUCCGAGCAUGCGGCAGCGCGUCACGGACUUGACCGUCUACGUGGCAAAGCGGCGCGAGAUCCUCCUCGCCGACACGGCCGAGGGCCACCGCGACGGCCGCUGGAAGUGGAGCGUGCCCAUCUAG